Rhagoletis zephyria (snowberry fruit fly) is the source of this 423-nucleotide messenger RNA. RefSeq lists its product as uncharacterized. NCBI's taxonomy places the organism in Eukaryota, Metazoa, Arthropoda, Insecta, Diptera, Tephritidae. The record is from RefSeq and is a predicted model, not a curated record.
ACUAAGCGGCGUAGUUGGAGUCUUUUCGCGACAAUUGGUGGCCUGUCCAGGCUGCGAGUUUGUUGUGCGAAAACGGAAUUAUAUAACGUUCAAUAAUCGGCGAAAAAGUGCUGGUAGAAUUACCGAGCCCACAAAAUGAAGCCUAAGAAAGGCGCAUUUGUCAACUCGUCGUCGGGUUAUGGCAAAUCGCGGAAUAGCUAUCGCAAUAAUGCGGCUAAGCAGGAGGAGCCCGAUGCCAAGCAAGAGGAGAAGUUGAAUGCAGAGAAGGCAAAGGAGCUGCACUCGGAGAAGGAUUUGAACUCCGGUUUUGGUGAUUAUAUGCGCUCGCCGGAAGGUACUAGUAAUAUUCUGCUCUUGACACAAAUACUUUUUGCGAAAUAAAGCGAAAGUUAAGAAGAGAAGAAGAAGAAAGUUGAAAAAUAU